Oldenlandia corymbosa var. corymbosa is the source of this 858-nucleotide messenger RNA. The record is from the annotation of a GenBank genome assembly. Lineage: Eukaryota; Viridiplantae; Streptophyta; Magnoliopsida; Gentianales; Rubiaceae.
AUGGACAAAGAUUCCGCCACACCCUUUAAAGUCGGGGAAUCGGUUGAGUUUAGGUGUUUCGACGUGGGAUUUCGAGUGUUGAGCUACAAAGAUUAUACCCACGAGAAGGAAGAAUGGACGGAGUUAUAUCAAACACCUCCACCCGGAUGGGCCGAGAAUCAGGAGAAGCAACUGAUGCUGCGGCCUCAGUAUCCGCGGAUUUUCCAAAGCGCCGAAGAAGCUCCUCCGAUCGACGCAAUUUUGGAAGUGAUUCUCGUUCGUGAUCGUGAUUGGAAGGUGGGGGAUCUCGUGGAUUGGUUUGAAGAGGGUUGUUACUGGUCCGCAAAAGUAACACAAAUAUUUGGCGGCGAUGAAGCCGCUGCCAUUGUCGAGUUACCGCCGCCCCCGAGGGGAGAAGGAUUCGGCAAGUCUUAUCGGGCACUUUUGAGUGACUUACGGCCGUCUUUGGACUGGUCACCGGAGUCCGGUUGGACGGUUCCAACUUCGGAGGAUGAAGAUGGAAACUUUCUUUCAUGUGCGCGGCUCGUAUAUCCAGUGGAUAUUCAUACUGUUGUUGGUGAAGAUGGCCUGAAAGAUGUUCCGAUUUCGAUCGGAUUAACACCAGAUUCAGCCACUGAUUUGUCUUCUGUUCAACCUGGAUAUCCUGAAAAUGAGGAGAUGCAUCAAAAUCCCGCUGAGGAGAAGGUGAUGGAGAACCCUAAAACGAGUAAUUCACUUAUGGACUUCGAGGAACUGUCAAACAAGUUAACAUGGCUUGGGAAGAUUCUAAAGUCUGGAAUGUCUUCGUCGAAUGCUGGGACGUCAGGUUCUUGGGAAUUUUUUGAACAACAUCAUGGUUCAUCUGUCGCGCCAAAAUGA